CGCGCGCUGGUCACGGGGCCCGGCGUUGACACUUCCGGGUGGGACCGAAGUGAGGCGGCCGGGAAGGGGCUGGCAACUCCGGCUGCAGUCAUGGCGUAUCACGGCCUCACGGUGCCUUUGAUCGUGAUGAGCGUGUUCUGGGGCUUCGUCGGCUUCGUCGUGCCCUGGUUCAUUCCUAAGGGUCCCAACCGGGGAGUUAUCAUCACCAUGUUGGUGACCUGUUCAGUUUGCUGCUAUCUCUUUUGGUUAAUUGCAAUUCUGGCCCAACUCAACCCUCUCUUUGGACCACAGUUAAAAAAUGAAACUAUUUGGUAUCUGAAGUAUCAUUGGCCUUGAGGAAGAAGACGUGCUCCACGGUGCCCAGACUUUGAGGUCACGAAGAAAAUUCCUUCUAGAUGCAAAACCACCUCCAAACCCAGAUCGCCUUCUCUGACUUGCCUAUUUUGGGCAUCAGCUGCCUUAAACUAAGUUCGCACCAUAUUUGAAGAUCUUUUUCUACAAUGCAGUAUUUUUUCCUUCAUCUUUUUUACAUUUUGAUGAAAGAUGUGCCUUCUUAACCUAAGCUGUGCUGACUCUACAAAUAUAUGCACUCUUCUGAGGGAGAAGGUGUUCUUCUGAGGACUCUGUUACUCUUGCCUUGGCGUCUGAGGAUUUGAAGAUAGCUCCUGCCAGUUCACAACAUAGGAAUCAGCAAUGUGUUGAAAACUGCUGCAAGACAAAUAAGACUCCAGUGGGGCACUUAAUAGGAGAUUGCGCUCAGAAACAUCUGUCCCAGCAGAUUUAUACCAAGCUAUAUUUUCAGGAUGAAUUUCUUAUAUCUGCCAUCUUUUGGAAUAAAUUAUUUUUCUGCUUUCUAUGGAAA
Molecule: messenger RNA, 862 nt
Organism: Chinchilla lanigera (long-tailed chinchilla)
Lineage: Eukaryota; Metazoa; Chordata; Mammalia; Rodentia; Chinchillidae
Gene: Atp6v0e1
Product: ATPase, H+ transporting, lysosomal 9kDa, V0 subunit e1
Exons: 4
Coding region: 91-336 (81 amino acids)
Biological process (GO): proton transmembrane transport
Cellular component (GO): proton-transporting V-type ATPase, V0 domain
Molecular function (GO): proton-transporting ATPase activity, rotational mechanism
Source: RefSeq, a predicted model, not a curated record